Messenger RNA from Sardina pilchardus (European sardine), 1664 nucleotides. It is a transcript of the gene capslb, whose product is annotated as calcyphosine-like b. The record is from RefSeq and is a predicted model, not a curated record. The transcript has 5 exons. Gene Ontology annotation, molecular function: calcium ion binding. The coding region runs from base 326 to 1069 and encodes 247 amino acids. Lineage: Eukaryota; Metazoa; Chordata; Actinopteri; Clupeiformes; Clupeidae.
UUUUUCACUUUUGCAUGGAUUGCGAAAUUUCCGUCAUUUAAUAUUAUGCCACUGGACUGUGUCGUGUAAUUUCUCUGGAUGAUGCCAGUAGGCUAUGUCAACUGAGCACAGGCCGCGCAUCUGUGAAGUUGACAUUUGCCAGCCUUAUCAGUUGGCAAGACUCCUAGGACAGCUUGGUUAUGCCUGCACGGUUACUAGGCUACUUUCUGCAGUCGCCUUAUAUAGAUAUUUUGUAGGUUUCUGUAUAACUGCUGUCUGUAGCCUUUUUCAUUGUUUAGACCACCACACAGAAAUUGACCUUCGAAAAUAAAAAGCCUAAUGUUAAAUGAUGGCCUAUCAAUAUUCAGAUGUUAACUCAUUAAUGGUCUAUGCUGGAUAUUGUAGACGUUGUUGUGCACAGUGGUGUUUUUUUCGUCAUUUGCCCUCACAGGAAGAGAAGACCAUGGCAGGGACAGCGCGACACGACCGGGAGAUGGCGGUAAACGCCAAGCGUCAGUUAUCGGCGACCUCAGAUCCCGUGGAGCGGUUAAGGCUCCAGUGUUUGGCAAGGGGGUCAGCUGGAAUCAAAGGACUGGGCAGGACUUUCAGGAUCAUGGAUGAUGACAACAACCGUACUUUGGAUCUAAAGGAGUUUCUAAAGGGGUUAAAUGAUUAUGGCGUUCUGAUAGAAAAGGAAGAGGCUCUUAAACUGUUCCAGCACUUUGACAGAGAUGGCAGCGGGCAGAUUGACUUUGAUGAGUUUCUGAUUACACUAAGGCCACCCAUGUCCAAUGCUAGGAAAGAGGUGAUCAUGCAGGCAUUUAGAAAGCUUGACAAGACAGGCGAUGGGGUCAUAACCGUUGAAGAUCUUCGGGGCGUGUACAAUGCCAAAAACCAUCCUAAGUAUCAAAAUGGGGAAUGGACAGAAGAUCAGAUAUUUCGGCAGUUUCUGAACAGUUUUGACUCCCCCGAUGACAAGGAUGGAAAGGUGACAAAAGAAGAGUUUAUGAAUUACUAUGCAGGUGUGAGUGCAUCCAUUGACACAGACAUCUACUUUAUAAUAAUGAUGAAAAAUGCCUGGAAGCUCUAAUAACAUCUAAAGACAUUCUUCUGAGGGUGAAGAGAUGACACGUGACCAAAGAGGAGUUCUUGAACUACUACUGUGGAGUCAGUGCCUCCAUCGAGAGCGACGUCUAUUUCAUUCUGAUGAUGAGAAGUGCCUGGAAACUCUGAUUGUGCCUUACCAAUAACCCAUGUGCCUAUUUCACUAAUCAAUUCUCAGUGUGUACUGUGUAGGGAAAUUAUGUAUGCCACAAUGUUAUUUGGAAAUGUACAAGGGGGGAAAGUUGUGUUAAUCUGUAUAUAAUUUUGAACCGCUGUUGAAUUGUCGUUGGUUUUUGUUGCUUAAGUGCUGUACUCAUUCGUAUGAUCUCCAGCGAUGUAUUUUAUUUUACUGUCAAGAUCAUGUUUUUUUGGUGGACUUUGUACUGUCAAGUUGAGUGUUUAUUGUACCUCAAUAACAAGCCUUUGCAGUAUGAUUUCAUCAUCUUACGGAGAUGUUUAGCAUUUAGUUGUGUAACAGUCAGUCAUCAUGUCUCUGAAGUGUGAGGAUAUACAGUAUCCACCACUUGACAGGAGUCUGUUAUUUAGUUGUGCCUUACAAAUAAAAAGUCUAGAUGAUAUUA